CAGAAUAGCCAACGCAAUCCAUUCAUGUCUUGAUCAGAGACAUCCGAGGAGGAGUCGGAGGAGUCGCUGUUUGCUGUUUGUUUGGCGGUUCUGGCUGGUUACUCGUGAAUCAACCAACUUGUCGCCCAGUUGGCGUGCACGAAUCACCACCCUGUGACACCAGACACAGGGCUAGUCCAAGCCGUCCAAGCCUCUUGUUGUGAACGUCGUGGCCUUCGCGAUGGCUCCACAGCUGAGGAAACGUCCGGCCCAAAUUAAUGGACUCGCCAGCAUGACGUGCAACGACCUCUGGAAGUUGCGCAAGUACACCAGCUACGUCAAUCACCUGUGUCCGGGAAUGUCGACAACCAGGGAGAUGAAUGUGUUCUUCUUCACCUUGAGCACCCGCGACAAGCAGGAGCGGUUCUUUGCGGCCUGCACGCACGGAGAAGCAGACCUUUGUGACAUCACACGCAAGCUGUCGGUCUUCAACGAGUUCCUCCAGACAGUGGGCAUGGAGCUGAAGGAGGUGGCACCUGGCAACCUCGGGCUGGUGCCGCUUCAGCCGGGCACCGUGAUCGACGCCUUCCGCUGCACGGACCACCGUGCCUGGAUCCUGCUGCACUGGCUGCUGAAGGAGCACCGCUGCAUCAGCACGCUGACUCUCCCCUGGACCAUGCUACCCUGGUCCACGCUGCCGAAGCACCCCCAGCGCCUGCUCUGCGACGCCCUCCGUCUCAACAUGGGCACGCGGAAGCUGGGGCUCUCGGGCUGCACGCUGAGCAACGAGGCAUUCACAGACUUGGUUGGCGCCGUUGGCACGCUGACCGCGCUGGAGACGGUCGAGCUCUGCGAUGUGUUCCCGAUCCAGGGCAGCGUGGGACAUCUGGGCGGCGCCCUGGAGAAGCUGUCGGCGCUGAGGAGCCUCACGCUGUCCGGGGUUCGCAUGAUGCCAUGCGACGCGGGGCUGCUGAUAGCGGCGCUGAAGAGCAGCCCCGCCCUCUCGUCGCUCGACGUCGAGGACUACUUCCUAGAGCCGGAAGGCGGCGCGGCCCUCGCGGAGUUUGUAGCGCAGAGCGCGACGCUGAAGCGGCUGUGUCUCUGGCAGGCCGUCUGCCUCAAGAUGAAGGAGCUGAAGGUCCUCUUCGCAGGGCUGUCCUCCAACUGCAGCAUCGAAGAACUACGCCUGAAGGGCUUCGCGCUCAAAGAGCGGACAGUGGACCUCUUGGCACGGACGGUCGCGAGGCAUCGGACGCUGAGGUGCCUCGAGGUGCGGUGCUACGUUGCAGACUGGGAGGUCAGCGGGAUCCCCCUUGCCAAGCUGGUGAAGAAGGACACUGGUCUCCGGGAACUGGCGUUUGCGGGCGGCAAGGGCGUGUGUCUGGCGCUCUUUGCGGCGGCCAUCCGCAAGAACAAAACUCUGGAGAGCCUGUUUCUCGGCCUGUCCGACGUGGAGGUCUCCGACUAUGAAGACUUCCUGCGGGCCCUCGCGCUGAACGAGUCGCUGAAGCGUGUCACUUUCGAGAAGGUGGACAGCGCGUCGCUGAGCGACCUGUGCACACUUCUCUGCGAGACGGGGACGGAUGGGAGGGUGAGGUUCAGAGCAGAGUUCGAGGACCCCCGGGUGUUCGUGGCGAGCGCCAAGAACUGCGUGAGGCUGCGCCACCUGAGCUACGCCCCGCAGACAGCCAAGAGCGGGCUGCCUGCGGAGUCGCUCCAACAGUUGGUCCGCUACGACCAGCUCCGCGAGCUCAACAUCCGGCUGGACGGGACAGUUGAGUGCAAGGACGCCGGCCUCCUUGCACCCUUUCUGGCGUCCACGAAGACUCUGCGGGAGGUGAAUCUUACAUUCUUUGUGGAUGUGGACGCCACGCGCUACCUCUUGGAUGGGCUGACACUGAACCGGAGCAUAUCCCGGUUGACACUGAAGAACUGGACCUUCGGGGCGGCCGAGAUCGAGCAGCUCUUUGGCAUUGUGCAGACAAAUGAUGUGCUGAACGAGCUGCACCUGCAGCCCUCGGACUACCGGGGCUGCCCCACGCUGAACCAGCUUCCGCAAAGGCUCCGGGCCAACCACAGCCUGCUGAAGGUCAGCAUCAAGCAGGGGCUGCGCUACGACACCCAGAUGUUCCAGUUCGCGGUGCAAGAGGUGAUGCGGCGCAACCUGUCCACGCUGCACCGUGCCACACAGUUUGUGACGGGGUCGCGCGGCAGGGUUUACGCGGAGGCUUUUGAGCGGGUCUCCAAGACCCUGGCUCUGGUCAAGGAGGUGCAGAAGGCGAUGGGCGAGACUGAGGAGGAAGCGAGGGAGAGGGUGAGGGGCGCCCAGCGCUUUUUGGACGAGCACUUCUUCGUGGCGGUCGGCAUAGUCAAGGAGGCCGUGGUGUGCGUCCGGAACGGGCAGGUCCAGUUCGACCGGAUCGGCCUGGACAACUGGCUGCACGUCCGGCAGUACCUUAAGGUAGCCGACAUUGAGCCGGAGCCGAAACAGGAGUCUGUUGUGCCUCGGAAGAAGCGCUGCCUCUAGGGUUAUAUAAUUUUGCGCCAUCUGCGCGGCCGGUCUAGUUGCGUUGUUUCGCUGAGCAAAGAGGAGGAAAUUUGCACUCUUAGAGUAGUACCUCCUCCCUUUUGUUUCUUAAAUUGAAUUGUGAAUGCAGUGAGAAGGAACGUUCGACAUCCUUGCGUCGGAAUAUUGCAACAUAAGCCAUAUCUGGUGCCAUCAUCGUAGGCAUUCCAGAGUCUCACCUAGCUGCCGACGGUAAGAGACCAUCGUUGACGAGUGAUUUUCCGUUUGUGGUUUCCCAUAGAACUACUUUUGCACGUCGAGAACUGUAACGGGAACCUCACCGAUGCCUUUUGGCCACCAUGUCAAGAGUCUCCUCGCAAAUCCUCUAAAACAAUAAGGUGCGGCUGGCAACGUCGAGACUGAUUGUUGCAUAGCAGACAAUAUCCUAAAGAAGCUCAACGUCUGCCACCGCUUUUAGAAGGCCUUGCAAUUGGUAGUCCUAGACAAACUUGUAAAAUGGUCGACAAAGGCAUGCCCCUUUAGGCAGACUGCACGUCGGAUAGAAGUAGAUGACUCGCCCAGGAUGGUUGUGGUGUCGUUUUUGUGCCCAGUCAUCCCAUCAAAGCUUGAUCAGAGUUCAUUGAAAUCUGCUAGUUUUCACGACGUAAGUUGUCUGUAGAGGACAACGACGCUGUCUUACAGUUUUACCUGUUCUACAAUGUGCUACUGGUCUCGAAGCUUCUCCGUAAUGCUAUGGGAGUGCUUAAUAGAGUAGAGGCACUGCGAACCAGUACAGUCGGCUGCCUGGCUCUUUUAUUGCUUGCAAAGCAUCGCUUUGUUGAAAACAAAUGAAAAAAAGCUAUUUGUAAGUUCUUUUAUUAGAGAUCAAUAAAGAAUGAGUGGGGCUUGCACACAAUGAUCAGUUAGAUACAUAGCAAAAUGUCGGUAUACGAGAAAUUGUUUUGUGAAAACUACCCGUCAUUGCGAACCUGGAAUGGCUCAUUGAGAGGGGGGUGACCAAACAAAAGUGCCCCCUCUGGAACAGUAGCAACUUUAGUGGCACCUGUUGACCCUGUACCAAACUUUGACCUAAGUUUUAUGACCAGUAGCAUAUUGAAGGACUCUGGUUCUGUUAAAUGAUGCUCAAGAUAUGUGCAGGUUGAUAAUUUUGUGUCAUUGCCUGCCCCUUGUAAAUGGUCGAGUUCGGUCUACUAGGCAAACACACAGCUGACACUGCACGUAGACCUAACGGAAGCAGUCUUUUUGGCAGAUCUGCUGGCAGUGUUGAUCAACCGUUGGCGUGAGCACACCGUGAAAGCUUUGAAUUGGGGAAUUGCAGCAACAACUGAGCUCAGACAUUAUGCAAACGUCGCGACCGAUUUGCCUAGUUUCAUCGCGACUGCUCGGAAGAUUGAGUGGACAGUCGGUGACGGAAGUCACUUUUUUCUCGCAACCGGUUGCCUUCGCAUGGGGUGGUUUUUCUCUUUGCUGGCAUGCGGCUUCACACCUUUACAAGUCACGCACUUCUUCGGCGUCGUCUGCCACUGUACCUCGGGAAAUGUGCAAACUAUGCCAAGAGGGCUCUUGACAUCUCAACAGUGACAAUAGCUACAUGCCAGCCCGUGUUUUUGACGUCAAGUCGAGGCAGGGGCGCCAUCUGUAGGACAGUGUGUGCGCUCUUUACAAAACAGCCACGCACCGCCCGUCGUUCCGGUGAGCAAGCGCGCUUGUGUAUGAACAGUGAGAUUAGGGGCGUAGAACGUCCUCACCUUCACGACGGUCAACUGGGGUGCAGGCAAAAUUAGAAACGUAUUAGAAAUGCAAGUUAAAGAACAAGUUCGACACCGACGUAAACGGUAAGCUUGCGUUUUGUGUCCUACCCUACAAUGUCCCGCAUUUUGGGCACUUUACAGAAACUUGUCUAAAACUGUUUGGUAUGACACGUUGCCUUGCACCUUUAUUUAUUUUUAUUUGUUUCCUUGUUCCGAAUCUCUUGAAGCAUUUGUUUGGGGAAUUCUCUACAGAUGUUGUGGUGUAACCACCUUUAUGUAUGAACGGUGAUGGCGUUUGUUUGGCCUCUUUUAUAAAAUAAAGGCCAAAUUUACUCAGUU
This is a messenger RNA of Ixodes scapularis (black-legged tick), 4596 nucleotides long. Its product is annotated as transmembrane channel-like protein 5. Gene Ontology annotation, cellular component: plasma membrane. The record is from RefSeq and is a predicted model, not a curated record. Gene Ontology annotation, molecular function: mechanosensitive monoatomic ion channel activity. NCBI's taxonomy places the organism in Eukaryota, Metazoa, Arthropoda, Arachnida, Ixodida, Ixodidae. Bases 221 to 2506 code for a protein of 761 amino acids. The transcript has 2 exons.